AUGUUAUUGGUGAUAAUAUGAUAACUGAUAAGAUUGGCUAGGACCACGAAUAAAGAUACUAACUUUUUAGUACAGAUUUAAACUAUUUUUUAACACUGGUAUCAGACGUACACUACACGUCUUAGGCAGUCAAUCACAUUAUUCAAACCAAAUAUCAAUAUUCCAUAUUUUCAAUUUUUUUCAAUUUCUAUUCCAUUAUUAGAAAUCUCGUGCUACAUUGCCGUCGAGUUCGAUCAGACUAGAUCAUUUAAAAUUUUAUCAUUUUUACUUUUUAGGUGUAUGAAAUUUAUGUGUCAUGACGGAAUUAUUAGAAGACGAUAUUGAUACUGGACCUUCAGAACUAGAUAGAACAUUUGUUUUUGAAGAUGAAGGACAUACACUGGGUUCACUUUUAACCUAUAUUUUAGAAAGUUUUCCUGAAACAGAUUUUUGUGCUUAUUCCAUAAGGCAUCCAUCAGAAAAUAAAAUUUAUUUACGGUUAAAAGUAAAAAAUGGUCACACUGUUGAAGAUAUUUUCAAACGUGGUUUUCAAGAGCUUAAUCAAAUGUUAAAUCAUGUUAAAAAAACAUUUAAUAAAGCCAUUUCAGCUUAUGAAGAAAUUAGAACUACUGAAUAAGACUCAAGUUUUAUUUAAAACCAUAUGAAUAAAAAUUAAAAAUUGUACUUGACUAAUAUAAAAAAAAAUACAAUAGUGAUUAUAAGACUUUAUAUCGAGCUUUAUUGACCAUGUGAUGUGCAGAAGUCUGCAUUUUUAAUAAUUCUUCCUUGAUAAGACGAGUGAUUUCUA
Melanaphis sacchari is the source of this 787-nucleotide messenger RNA. RefSeq names its product DNA-directed RNA polymerases I and III subunit RPAC2 (gene l(2)37Cg). The record is from RefSeq and is a predicted model, not a curated record. The coding region runs from base 296 to 616 and encodes 106 amino acids. Gene Ontology annotation, cellular component: RNA polymerase III complex; RNA polymerase I complex. Gene Ontology annotation, molecular function: protein dimerization activity; DNA-directed RNA polymerase activity. Gene Ontology annotation, biological process: DNA-templated transcription. The transcript is spliced from 3 exons. NCBI's taxonomy places the organism in Eukaryota, Metazoa, Arthropoda, Insecta, Hemiptera, Aphididae.